AUGACCAGACACGGCAAAUGCGAAACGUGUAGGAAGAGAAAGGUCAAGUGCGACGAGAAAUGGCCCAUGUGUGGACCAUGCAGCAUCAAACGACGGCCUUGCCAUUAUGUGGAAUCUGUCUUCAUUCACGACCGUAGCUCGGUCGCCAAGGAUGCCACUAUUACGCCGAUUGACGCCCUCAAUGCAGUCGUCGAGAGUCGCAAGAAGGUCACAUGCACCUACCGCUUGAAGCGUCACCAAAAGGCUGAAGCUGGCCGAGGGCAGUUUCUCACGUUUGAGCCCGUAAAGUCGCAGCCACCUUCACCCGUGAACGUAGACUCCCAGGCCACCAGUGCGGUCGACCUGGGCUCCGUCUUUGGCUAUGAAGCGCUCGACCUCAAUCCCUUAGGUCCUUGGGUGAAGCUGGCACAACCAGACAGCGGCAACAGUCCCUGCCUCGAGCUCGCUUUGCGAUAUGCCCUGCAGAGCAUGAUUGCUUUUCAACAAUCGCACUCCGAGGAGAGCUUGAAGCGAGCGAGCAGAAUUGGAGUUCGAGCCCUUCGAAGCCUGCAAUCUAGCAUAGAGUCUUCCGAAGACGGAGACGACAAAUUGAGUUUAGUGGUCGCGAUAAUGCUGCAUUAUGCUGCAGAGCACUUUCUCGGAGUCGCAUCCUGGCGCUAUAUCCCACAUCUGCAGGGCGUCUGUCACCUACUCAACUCCCAUUUCCAAGAUCAACCCAACAACGCCGCCAUUCAGAGCAUUAUCGUGACGGCGAUCCAUUUCGGAGAGCCGUCCCAACUCGAAUCUAUCGCUCGCCCAUCGGUUGACCUCAGUGCACCGCCGCAAGUCGACGCCACAACGCAGAUUGUCGACGAUCUGCUCAUUCAAAUACCACGCCUAGUGUGUUAUGUUCGAGACUGCACCGAAGAUCUCGAGGGCCUGGCUGAGGUCAUCGAAUUGGUGAACCUACUCCGUUACUCAGCAGAAGAUCAAUGGGCACGAGAAGCUUUGGCAGCCAUGUCUUGGACAACGACGUCGCUCAGCAGCGAAACGAAGUCCCCAACCGGUACAGUUCUCGAGUUCGAAUCAACGCCUGCCUUCGUCUUUGCAACCCGAUACUACUCCUACCGACUGCUCAUUGGAGGCUUGCUGGUAACGUUGGCAACAAUCUCAGAUGACCAGUGCUUGCUCGCAGAGGCCGAAUACGUGGAACUAGACGCCGCGACUUCUGUCGCGGAGUGCCUCGACUACGCCUUGAAGCCUAGUCCCGCGCAAUGCCUCAUCAGCUUUGGCAUGAUACUUCCACUCGAGCUUUCUCUCGGCGCCUGGAGCAGGCUUCAGCAAAGGGAAACGAAAUCACUCUACUCUCCGGGUUCUCUCAAAUACCGGCAGGCUGUACAAAUGCAAGACUGGUGCAUCGAAAACUUGCAAGACGUGUGUCAGAGAUGGCGUGCAGGACCAAUUCCGCGGGACGGGAUGGAGACCAUGUACGGUGCCCUCGUUGGAGGACCUCUUCUGGACGGCCCGUGCAGCUACAUGAAGGUGGACCUGUAG
Molecule: messenger RNA, 1533 nt
Organism: Zasmidium cellare ATCC 36951
Lineage: Eukaryota; Fungi; Ascomycota; Dothideomycetes; Mycosphaerellales; Mycosphaerellaceae
Exons: 4
Coding region: 1-1533 (510 amino acids)
Biological process (GO): regulation of DNA-templated transcription
Molecular function (GO): DNA-binding transcription factor activity, RNA polymerase II-specific; zinc ion binding
Source: RefSeq, a predicted model, not a curated record